Messenger RNA from Durio zibethinus, 1535 nucleotides. RefSeq lists its product as uncharacterized. The record is from RefSeq and is a predicted model, not a curated record. NCBI's taxonomy places the organism in Eukaryota, Viridiplantae, Streptophyta, Magnoliopsida, Malvales, Malvaceae.
UCAUAUUCCUAAUGUCUUCGUAAACGGUCACUGUAAUUUUUAUUAUAUUAGGACCAACAUUUAAUCCUGUUAUCACUAGUAUUUUAGUUGACAAAUGGGACCAAAGUAGCCAUCCUUUAUAUUAUUCUCCACCCACUAAACUUUUUCUCGUUGCAUUGCAGCAUUAUUCACUAGCUAGAUAGAUCUGAGCUUGAAUUCACACCAACAUCUAAACAUGGAAGCCCUUCUCUCCCAGUUCACUUUCCUCUCGGAUCAAGCUUUACAAGACAAGAACUUCGAUCCAUCGACAAUCGAAGACCUAAUGAAGCUUUUUGAGAUUGAAUCUUACAAGGCAUGGGCAGCUAUGGAACUUGAGCAGGAAAAAGAAGUGAAAGAAGCUGAAAUAACUAUGCAGCAAGCUGAGGAUUAUCUUGAUUCUGUCAUGGAAAAUGCAAUGGAUGAGUUUAGGUGGUUUGAGGAGGAUAUGGAACGCAUGUCAAAGGCUGAACUGAAUGGUCUGGAAGAGACGGCUGAGAAGGCUAGAAAAAUGGGUAACUUAAUGGAAAAAGCUGCAACUAUUGCCUCAAAAAAGUAUGUUGAGGCUGCAGUGAAUUCUGCUACUGCUUCCAUGAAAUCUGCUUGGAAAGGACUUUCCUCUAACAAGGUUCAUCCUUCAUGAAAGCAAAAUUUCUUUUGUUAUUUACAUAUAUAAUUGAAAGAGCCUAUAUAUGGGGUUUCUUUCCUGUGACUGUUUGUUACUUUGCAUAUUUCUUUUAAAGUAGAAAAUUAGGUAAAAGUAAUUGAAAUCCAUGAACUGGGUUUCAAAAACUUGGUAAACAAUGUUCCAGGAGUAAGAAAAUUGGUUAGAUCAAGCAGACAAUUUUCCUUCAUAUAUAAUUUUUUUUGUGUUUUUGUCUUGAAUGUCAUCAUGAACUAGCCUAAUAUCAAAGAUUCUUCCCUCCGCCCCCAAUUCAAUAGGGUUGGCUAUAGUAAAAUGUUCCUAUAUAAAUUUUUUGUUAGGCCUGAUUCCUACACAAAUUCUUCAGUUUCUAUGGCAUGCAAUCUAAUUUCUCCAUUCCCUGAUUUCUCCAUUACUAUCUUCUGUUUCUUCAAUAGUCAGAUUAGAUGUGUUGAAUUGAUAAUAUUCCCAAUGGAUGUUUUUAGGGAAUGAUCCUGUCAAAGCAGCAGUAUCAGUUAAUUUCUGUGGUUAUGGAUGCUUAUUUGCAGUAGUUUUCUAGCUAGCAACAAACAAAUACCUAUUCAGGAAUUCAUGGAUCUGUUCUUGGUUUAUUUUCUUUUCACAAAACUGAGAACUGAGAUGCCAAGAGUUGAAAACGAGCUGAGAUUUUAUCCUAGUAAUAGAGCAUGUUGCAGAUAAAUCACAUCUUCAGUUGCAUUUAACAAGCAAACGCCAGAAAUCAGAAUUAUCCGACUCUCACCAUGAAGUCCAAAUAUAGUAUCUGAUUGAUGAAUUAAACAAUGGCUUUCCCAGAAAAGCAGAAACUGUAAUCCUACAUCUCUUUGAUAACUUAAUACUAACGCAGCAAAUUCUGAUU